Messenger RNA from Sphaerodactylus townsendi, 4391 nucleotides. RefSeq names its product solute carrier family 19 member 1 (gene SLC19A1). Gene Ontology annotation, biological process: folate transmembrane transport. The transcript has 6 exons. NCBI's taxonomy places the organism in Eukaryota, Metazoa, Chordata, Lepidosauria, Squamata, Sphaerodactylidae. Gene Ontology annotation, cellular component: plasma membrane; apical plasma membrane; basolateral plasma membrane. The record is from RefSeq and is a predicted model, not a curated record. The coding region runs from base 328 to 1776 and encodes 482 amino acids. Gene Ontology annotation, molecular function: folic acid binding; folate:monoatomic anion antiporter activity.
GCAGAACUACAGAUCCCAGUCGCCGCGAGUCCCUCUCCCUAUCGCACGUGCUGUGAUGUGCUACUGCUGUACGAGGUGAUGUUUGCAGGGGUUUGUUUUUUAAAAAUCCUUAGGGGUCGUGAGGCUCUCGCGCAGCUCGGGAAGGAGAGCCCUGGAUUCUGUCUGCGAGCUGCUUGAACCCCGGGCAGUGUCCUACCAGACACAUCAAUAGCACAUACUUCUGAAGACUUUAUAUGCAUCAAAAGGGUAAAGAGGCUGAACCAAAGGCAACAUCAGGAUUCACAAAGCACUUUAUCCUGAAAGGUGUUGAGGUGACCCUGGCUCGUUAUGCCUGAGACUGAAACCCCAGAAAAACAGCCCUCUGACCUCCCGCCAGAUCCCCGAUGGAAGCUCCUGGUCUUCUACCUUUGCUUCUAUGGCUUCAUGACCCAGAUCAGACCUGGAGAGAGCUUCAUCACUCCCUACCUGUUGGGAACAGAGAAGAAUUUCACCAAGGAAGAGGUAACCAAUGAAAUCACACCUGUGUUGUCCUAUUCAUACAUGGCUGUGCUGGUGCCUAUCUUCCUGUUGACGGACUACCUGAGGUACAAGCCUGUGCUUUUGCUGCAGAGCCUGAGUCACAUUUCCAUCUGGCUGCUGCUGAUCUUUGGAACCAGCAUUCUUGCCAUGCAGUUCAUGGAGUUUUUCUACGGCAUCACCAUGGCUGCACGGGUUGCCUACUCCUCCUACAUCUUCUCCCUGGUCCCCCCUUCACGUUAUCAGCGCAUGGCCAGCUAUUCUCGCUCCUCUGUGCUGAUGGGAGUCUUCACCAGUUCUGUGCUGGGGCAGCUGUGUGUCACAUUUGGGGGCACCACUUUCAUGACCCUGAAUUAUAUCUCUCUGGGCUUCGUGUGCUUUGGAUUGAUCCUGACUUUCUUCCUGGAACGUCCCAAGCGCAGUCUCUUCUUCAACAGGAGUGAACCUGUGUGCAAUGGCUCCUCACCCACUGAGCUGGACAAAAUGAAUGCUGGGGAGCCUCCAUGGUACAAGGCACCCAGCUGGCAGAAUCUAGUCUUCAUCAGGAUGCUGAAGGAACUGAUGACCAUCGUACGAUUGCCUCAGCUGAGACUUUGGUCCCUGUGGUGGAUAUUUAAUUCUGCUGGCUACUACCUGAUACUGUAUUAUGUUCAGAUUUUAUGGAAUGAGAUUUAUCCCACCACAGAUAACAGGAGGAUAUACAACGGAGGUGUAGAAGCUGCUUCUACACUUCUCGGUGCCAUCACCUCCUUUGCUGCUGGCUACAUGAAAAUCCGCUGGACUCUCUGGUCAGAACUAGUGAUUUGCAUUGUGACAGCGUUCCAGGCAGGCCUGCUUUUGCUGAUGAACACAACAGCCAACAUCUGGGUCUGCUAUGUGGCCUACAUUUUUUUCAGGGGCACCUACCAAUUUCUUGUGCCCAUAGCUAUUUUCCAGAUUGCAGCUUCGCUGUCCAAAGAACUCUGUGCCUUGGUGUUUGGAAUCAACACCUUCCUUGCCACAGUUCUCAAGACUAUCAUCACCAUUAUUAUAACAGAUAAAAGAGGCCUGGCUCUUGCAGUCCAUCCUCAGUUCUACGUAUAUUUUGGCUACUUCACAUGUUUGACUGUGGUGUAUCUUGCAGCAUCUGUGUGUGUGGCUGUAAGACAAAAUGCAUGCAGGAAACCUCAGGAGGCAGCAACAGCCAAGGAACGCUGCGACCCGGUUAAUGAAGUCCCAGGCAAAGACAAAAGUACACAGCUGGCUAGCUCUGAAGCCUGAGAUCUGCAGUAAGUGGGGGAAAGGAAAAUGUCCAGUCUUCUUGGAACAGACCUAGUGGAACAUUCUCAUUCACCAACUGAAAAAAGUAUCCUGUUGCUCAGAGUCAAUCCAGCAUUGAUUUCCCUGCAGAGACUUGGGGAAGAAGCUUUGUAUGGCUUUGGCAUGGACCUUGGUGCCAGUCAAUAUGGAACUGUCAGAUAGUGACUUCCCCAUUUUCUUUAGGUCUCAUUUUACUUUUGCAUCCACAAGCCACUAUUGUUUAUAGUUGGUCAUAGGACAGAUGUACAAAUGUGAUUUUAAAUGCAGACAUUUUCUCACCUGGCGUGUGAAUGAAUCAACAAAGAUGCAAACUCUUUUUUAAAGAAAAAAAGCAAUUCAAUUCAGCCUUUAAAAAGUUUACUAAUGAUUUGUCAGUGUAUUCUAGGGCCAAGUGUGGAGCUAUGAAAUAUUUUUUGAUUUUUUUCCCCUUUUAAUUCCAGACCAGGGGCCAUAUUAAUCUUUAACGAAAGGAUUCCUAUAGCUCCUAAAACUUUCAUAUAAUAAGUAGUCAGUCUAUUAAAGCAGAGUAGUAGUCAGUCUAUAAUAAGUAGUCAGUCUAUUAAAGCAGACCCUAAAAAUGUGUCUUAAACUUACAGUCACCAGAGCAGUUAAGAUUUUCAAGAACUUAGAUUUUAACAGAGACUAUGGACAAUCAUUAUUCCUGAUGAGUCACCAAUUUAGCACAGAUUUGAAUGGGGGGGGGUGUCUAUUGGAUCAGGCUGGCAGUAAUUAUUUAGAGAAGCUCUUUUUUGUCAGUUCAUGAUCACUCCCCCACCCCUUUCAGGGAUGUUACGUCAGAUUAGUUGCUCCAGAAAGGCAAUCUGCAUGUUAUUUCACAUGUUCUAGGUGUGUGAGAUUUAGGUGCGUGAGAUCUUCAUGCACUCACAAGUUUUUACUAUUUAAAGAAUGUAGACCAAAAGAGGAUAUUGUCCUUUAUUCAGUGCCUUUAGGAAACAGUUUACAGAACACAACACAAAAAGGUAUAGAAAUCCACAGGCUUUAAAAAUUGCAGUAAGUUUCACAAAAUACAGUAGACAGAAAUAGAUUGUGUGACUUGCACAGGUUCUUCUACCCUUCAAUCCCACCCCCAACCCCGAGUAAUAAAAUUUCAGUUUGACAAUCGGUAGAAAUUUAGCACCUUGGCUUUUCACACCUGCUUCAAAUGCUCAGGUGUUAGUGUUUAAAACAAACUGGUACAUGACAGUAUCAAAAACUGGGCAAGUCUUCUGACAUAGAAGUGGUUUCAAUAGGAAAUCAAGGCGUAGAGUCAGAAGGCAGGCUAUCUUCACUAGGUAGCUUCAGUGCCACCUGGCCAAAAACCUGCUUAUAUCAAAUUCACUUGCACUGCUUGGAACUGAGCAAAACAGUGAUGCACAACACAAGAUAAUAGUUAAGUGUUUGUCCUGUAGUAAUUCCCAGAUCCUGAAAUAUUAGCAGAGCACCAGUUACUGUCUCUUUUUUAUUCAUUAAGAAGCUGAAGGUAUAUCAAAUAGGAAUGGCUUGGGUCUAGUGGUUCCUGCCACAUAUUGGGGGGGGGGGGAACAGAACAAGAAGGAAAAGAGAUGAUUAAAAGGGACCUCCAGCUGUGUCCAUGCUAACUCACAGAACAGCUGUUCUAGAUGUUUAAAAGUUUGAUUAGGCUCAGAGUUUAACAGUUAUAAAGCUAUUUCCUCUAUCUCCUUUGUUCUUAACCAAAGGGAUAGUGAAGUUACAAAUUUCCAUCUCUGCUUUUAAGCUGCUGCUCAAGGCAUGAUGUGAAAGAAAAUCAACAGAUGAGCUUCAGGAAUCAUCAUUGGCCAGAUAUGCCAGGCUCACUUUCUGUGGAAAUACUUGCCAAUAGUAUAGUGUACCACCUACUUGGAGAGGGCAAAAACAAUGUUAAAAAGUUUUUUUUUAAAAUGACAACUUUUGUGUCCGGCGCAAAGAAAAUAUCUAGGCAAAAUCAAACACUUGACUUUUACGGUGGUUGAUCUUAGUAUCCUUUUUAAAAAAAAAGAUGAAAAGUUUGGGAGGGCCAGAGAAGAAGUACUGUGCAAAGUAAGAUUUGUGGCCUUAAUCCACAUGGCGCUGAGCAGAAGAUGACACAAAUUCUGUAACAAAAAUUGUAACCAGAAUUUUGUGACUAGAACAAUAUUAUUUUGUUCUGUACCAGGAACUAUAAGACAACCUCAGCAAAACUACUAAGGCAGCUGGUACAUCAGACAUAGUAUGUGCUAGAGAGAGGAAUAUAAUUCUUCAGCCCCAUAUGCAGUAUCUACUUGCAAAAGGUCUUGGUGUCUUUGAAAGGGUUUGGCCAUGAUGCUUCCCAGGGCACAGAGAGAACCCUGUUCAGUGUUUAUUACGGUCAUAAGUGUCCUCAAGGCACUGAACAGCAGGUCUAAUUUCUGAUCCGUGAUCUUCAAAGUCAGAGCAGGCUCAAGAGUGCCUAGUGGUCCAUACAGAGGUAACAGUAGCUCAAACUCACACAGUAGUGGGCUCCAAAUGGAAGCAGUGCCCACCAUCUGUCUGCUUUAUGAAGAGCCUCUUGUAUAUGCAAACACAGCCCCAAUAAACAGAAUUUCUGAGCUGCUCACUUA